UCUGCCUGUUGCAAACUGAAGGUAGACUGGGAGUGAUGGGAGCAACCUGGAUCUCAUGGGGAACCACUACAACUGUCAUCAUUACUAUACUACAAAUCCAAGCUCGGAUCAAUAUCAAAACCACAGCUGUGGAAGGCCAGAGAUUUGACUUCAGAUGUAAAUAUAAAGACGGCCAGCAGAACAAUACCAAGUACUUCUGCUAUGACAAUGAUGAGAAUGAUGACAAAAUGUCCUUCGUCUGCCCGAUACGGAGACAAAACCACGACCAGUGGCAUAAAGACGGGCGUUUCUCUCUGUACGACAACACCACCGGGGCCUUCGUCAUCGUCAGGCUGGACAACCUCACCUCAGAGGACAGCGGGACGUAUCGGUGUGGGGUGGACGUCGACCUGCCCCCUGACCAAUUCAGUUUCAUAGAACUGAAUGUUUCCCGAGUUACUGCAUCACCCAUCUUUCCGGUGGACGUCCCACUGAACAAGUUCCACCUGUCACUGUUUAUGACUGCAGCGAUGUGCAUGGCAGCCAUGUUGUUCAUAUGCCUGUUCACGCUUUGUCUUUGGCUGGUUGUUCAACACCGCAGACCUGGCCCGCGCCAGGAUAGAGAGACAUCAUCGGACUAUGAGACAAUGAUGCCUGGUGUAAGAACUGAAGCUGAACUGUGCUGCAGCUCUUUGGCUCCAGACUGCGCUGAUCUUUCUGCUUUACCACCACCACCUGACUCCUGCUCCCACUUCACAUCAAAGCAUCGGGAGUCCACUGUCACUCUCGGCCUCAAUGGAAAUGAAGAAGUGGAUGUACCAAAGCACAUCGGCCAGUACCAACAUCUGGAUCUGAGCCAGCUGGAGGAGCAUGUCUACCACAGCCUUAAAGGACUCAGCGGUCCUAAAGAUGGACCUCUGGUCAAAGAGCAGAUCAACUGUUGAUGGAUAAUUUCACGUUAAUUACAUCCGACAGAAAGUCAGUAACUUCCUUGUUAACCUUUGUUUUUUUGUUGCUGUGUUGAUCUUGAGAUAUAUGUAAAUAUUAUUGAUAAGAAAGACCAAAAUGGCAACAUCAAGGUUGUAAUAAACCAAAAUGAUCGUUCAUUGUGAGUUGAAUGGGCGUUGGCCAAUUUGAAGGUUAGCAAUAAAGGAUCUUUUGUAAGUCAAGUAAUUAUUAGUUAUUACAAGUAAUGUUCAGUCAUUCCUAGAGGAAAUCGUUUUGGACAGCUAUAAAAAGACUGAAAGAAACAGCAGUUUGAAAAGGACUCUCAACUCAAGCUGUCGAGAGUUGAAGAAAUCCACGAAGAGGAGCAUACUGGAAGCUUUAAGCUCCGUCUCUCGCUUUGCUUUCUGAUAUAAUUCCCCAAAAUAAACCAAGUGGUAAUAUC
Molecule: messenger RNA, 1369 nt
Organism: Cyclopterus lumpus (lumpfish)
Lineage: Eukaryota; Metazoa; Chordata; Actinopteri; Perciformes; Cyclopteridae
Exons: 5
Coding region: 36-923 (295 amino acids)
Source: RefSeq, a predicted model, not a curated record